Molecule: messenger RNA, 954 nt
Organism: Lagenorhynchus albirostris (white-beaked dolphin)
Lineage: Eukaryota; Metazoa; Chordata; Mammalia; Artiodactyla; Delphinidae
Product: retinol dehydrogenase 16-like
Exons: 4
Coding region: 1-954 (317 amino acids)
Molecular function (GO): oxidoreductase activity
Source: RefSeq, a predicted model, not a curated record
AUGUGGCUGUACCUGGCGGUCCUCGUGGGCCUGUACUACCUCCUGCGCUGGUACCGGGAGAGGCAGGUGGUGAGCCUCCUCCAGGACAAGUUCGUCUUCAUCACGGGCUGUGACUCGGGCUUCGGGAACCUGCUGGCCAGGCAGCUGGACCUGCGAGGCUUGAGGGUGCUGGCUACGUGUCUGACGGAGCAGGGGGCCGAGCAGCUGAACGGCCAGACAUCAGACAGGCUGGAGACGGUGAUCCUGGACGUCACCAAGACUGAGAGCAUUGCUGCGGCCGCCGAGUGGGUGAAGGAGCGUGUCGGGGACAGAGGACUCUGGGGCCUGGUGAAUAAUGCCGGCAUUUGCACUCCCAUGGCACCCAAUGAGUGGCUGACCAAACAGGACUUCGUAAAGAUGCUCGACGUGAACCUGUUGGGGAUGAUCGAGGUGACCCUGAGUCUGCUGCCCCUAGUGCGGAAGGCGAGGGGCCGUGUGGUCAACGUCUCCAGCGUCAUGGGCCGCGUGUCCCUCUUUGGUGGGGGCUACUGCAUGUCCAAGUACGGCGUGGAGGCCUUCUCAGACUCCCUCAGGAGGGAGCUCUCCUACUUCGGAGUGAAGGUGGCGAUGAUUGAGCCUGGUUACUUCAUGACCAAUAUGACCAGCCCUGAGGUGUUUAAUGGAAGCCUCCAGGCAUCAUGGGAUCAGGCCAGCCCAGAGAUCAAGGAACUCUAUGGAGAGAAGUUCGUGGCUGACUUCAUGAAGACAUCUAAUUUAUUGAAGCCAUCAUGGUCCGGGAAUCUGUCCUUGAUGACCAACUGCAUGGAGCAUGCCCUGACCUCCUGCCACCCCCGCACCCGGUACUCCGCUGGCUGGGACGCCAAGUUCUUCUACCUCCCCGUGAGCUACAUGCCCACCUUCCUGGUGGAUCUCAUGAUGUACUGGGGUGCCCCACGGCCUGCUAAGGCCCUGUAA